Molecule: messenger RNA, 2274 nt
Organism: Penicillium concentricum
Lineage: Eukaryota; Fungi; Ascomycota; Eurotiomycetes; Eurotiales; Aspergillaceae
Product: Male sterility NAD-binding
Exons: 1
Coding region: 1-2274 (757 amino acids)
Source: RefSeq, a predicted model, not a curated record
AUGAGACUGUUUGUGGGCUUGGGAAGCACCGAAUGUGGAUCGUUGAUUCAGUAUCCAACUGAUCCAGCACACUGGAACUAUUGCCACUUCCACGCCUCAAAUGGCAUACACUGGCGGCCAGUAUUUGAGUCUUCAGAAGAACAACCGACUGAAUAUGAGUUGGUUCUCCAUCGGCAUAAUUCGUGCAAACCAUAUCAAGGCGUCUUCGAAAACUUUCCUGACCUCGACGAAUGGUCUACGAAAGACGUGUUCCGAAAGCACCCAUCAAUCCCGGAUUAUUGGGAGUACCGGUACAGAAUUGAUGACUUGGUCGUCUUCUCCACUGGUGAGAAGAUGAAUCCAAUACCAGUCGAAAGUCGAGUCAGUGGCAUUCCCGGAAUCAAAGCCGCUUUGGUGAUCGGCAACAAGCAACUGCGUCCAGGAAUGCUAAUCGAGCUCGACGACCCUGACCAUAGUCUGAGCUACGACAGUGGUCUCCCAUUUGAGCUGCAAGGGCCCUUUAAAGAGGCGGUGGGCAUUGAAAAUGAUCAAAAUUCCCGAGAUGCGCAGAUCGACGAGGAAUUGAUUCUCAUUGCUGUCCCAGAUAGAGCAUUUAUCCGAACACCAAAGGGGACUGUCAAUCGUAACAAGACACUUGAGCUCUACAAAGCUGAGAUCAAUGACCUAUACCGUUCUACGGAUCCUUCGAACGCGAAGGGCUUGAAUGAUCUUAGUUUAGAUAUGACCUCCCAAGACUCGCUUGCAUCCGACCUGACUCGGUUGGUUGAAAAAAUUAUGGCAAAUGACAGCGAGUUGGACGAACAGACCGAUAUCUUUGCUGCAGGGUUUGAUUCCGGACAAGCACAAAUACUAGCUGCCGUCGUUGGAAAGGCUCUUGUGCGCCAGACUGGACAACCAGAGCGCAAUAUUACAGUCGAUGCUGUUUACCGCAACCCAACACCUCGAAAGCUCGCGAAAUUUUUGACGGCGUCUCAAAACCCACCUGGUCAUGAUUUGGAAGAGACAAGCGAAUUCCAGGAGGUUUUACAAAGGUCAGCACUUAUUCCGAUGCUUAAUGUGAUACUUGUGGUGUAUGCUAAAUGGGUAACUAGAUACUCCAAGACAAUACCCGAUACUCCUGCAAACUUGGAACCAAAUGUUUCCACCAACAGUGGUCAUCACGUCCUUGUGACUGGUAGUACCGGGUUUGUUGGGUCGCAUACAUUAAGAUCUCUUCUUCGCCGCCAAGUAGUCAGCCAAAUAACCUGUCUCAAUCGAAGUGGAGCAAACGAGUCGAAAGUUUGUCUUCAACGCUUCCCCGGUGAUGAAAGUAAGAAUCACUCCGUCCAACUAAAUUUCAAGGUUGCGGACCUGUCGGAGCCAUUCUUAGGACUCUCCGAGAAGACCUACUAUGACCUGCAGGACAAUGUAACGCAUAUUCUGCAUUGUCAGUGGGCAGUUGACUUCAACCGGCCGUUGACCCACUUCGAAUCAAAUAUCAAGGGCAUUGUUGGUUUGAUUCAAUUUGCCCACGCGUCCAAACACAAUUCUCAAGUCAUAUUCUUGUCCUCUAUCGCUACAGUGAGGAAUUGGAAAGAAGACAGGGAUGUCCCAGAAGAAACCCUGAGAUCCCCUGAGACUACAGAGACAGGCUAUGGGGAAAGCAAGCUCAUCGCCAGUCUACUCUUGGACCAAUCCGUCAACUCGGCUGGUGUCAGAUCCACUAUUUUCCGCUUAGGCCAAGUCGCCGGUCCUAUCGAGGAGUGGCCAGAAGGCCAACACAUGUCAUGGCCGCGCCGUGACUGGUUUCCAACCCUCCUAGAGGCCUCCGUACAGCUUGACUGUCUUCCAGAGACGCUCGGCAGUGGAAACCAGAUUGACUGGAUACCAGUCGACACCGUCGCUGAACUCCUCUCCGAUCUAAUAUGUAGCCCGAGAGUCUAUGAAAGGGAUAAUUCAACUAACAUAAGAUACUACAAUUUGGUCAAUCCACAUCAAAUUCAAUUUUCAGAUAUUGUCCCCCUGUUGGCACAGCGCCUUGGGUCGAGCGAACCUCUGGAGGUUGUUUCCCUACGGGAUUGGGUGCAUCGUUUGUCACAGAGCAUCGAUAAACCGGGUUCUCGCUCAAAUCCUGGUCUUCGUCUUCUUGGAUUCUUCCAGGGACUGGCCAGAUCUGAGAAAGCUGUGACCCUGGAUACAACAAUGAUUGAGGAGCGAUUCCCUCGCUUAGGUCAAGUCGGUGCAGUCAGUGAUCGGUGGAUAAGCCUCUGGCUUGAGCAAUGGGGGAUGGCUUAA